GCCGCCUUUUUGUCGUCUCUGAAGGUCAGGCACUACAAUAACGUGAGAGGUGAAAUUGCAAAUGCUUAUAGAAUUUUUUGCUGGUUUAACAAGGGCUUUAUUUUUUCUGUUUUAUUUUUCUCGUUAAUAUGCAUGUUUUAUAGAAAUGGAGGUAUGGCUAAGGUGCUGUUUAAUUAAUUAACGUGUCCAAAGUGAUUUGGGAUUGUUGACUAGAAGGCAGAAGAGAAGGACAAAGUUUCAUUAUCAGCAUCAUGAAUUCCUCACAGUAGCCAAAGAAAAAGUAACCUUGUACUUAAGGAAGAGUUCUGUGUUCUAAGGUUUAACUGUCAUAUAUUCACCUUGGAUCCUAGAUGAGCGUAUACUGUGCUUUGAAGGUGCCGGAAGGUUGCAGAGCCCUCGGGCUCCACCAUUACAGAUCUCACUCUGUGGCCAAGGCCUCUCCAAACCUGGCUUUUGUGCCAGCCAGCCCUCCUCCAGAUGCUGUGGAAGUGGAGGCACUGCAGCGCUUUGUUUCUCAUUCCCAGAGGCUGUUGGUAAUGACUGGCGCGGGAAUUUCCACUGAAUCAGGGAUCCCAGACUACCGCUCAGAAGGGGUGGGGCUUUAUGCCAGGACAGACAGGCGACCCAUCCAGCAUGCUGAGUUUGUUCGCAGUGCCAGUGCCCGCCAGAGGUACUGGGCAAGGAACUUUGUGGGCUGGCCCCAGUUCUCCUCUCACCAGCCUAACGCAGCGCACCUGGCCUUAAGAAACUGGGAGAAGCUAGGAAAGCUGCACUGGCUGGUGACCCAGAACGUGGAUGCCCUGCAUACCAAGGCCGGGAGUCAGCGGGUGAUGGAAUUGCAUGGCUGCACACACAGGGUUCUCUGUCUUGGCUGCGGAGAGCAAACUCCCCGCUCAGAGCUUCAGAAGCGCUUUGAAGCGCUGAAUCCCACCUGGAGAGCUGAAGCACAUGGCAUAGCCCCUGAUGGGGAUGUCUUCCUCACGGAGGAGCAGGUGCAUAACUUCCGCGUCCCGGCUUGCAGCAGAUGUGGUGGGAUCCUGAAGCCAGAUGUAACGUUCUUCGGGGACACAGUUAGCCGGGAGAAAGUGGACUUUGUGCACAAGCGCCUGGCUGAAUCAGAUUCCAUGCUGGUGGCAGGAUCCUCUUUGCAGGUGUACUCUGGUUACAGGUUUGCACUUGCUGCCCAUGAGAAGAAACUGCCAAUUGUGAUCAUUAAUAUUGGACCCACAAGGUCAGAUCACUUUGCAUCCAUGAAACUGAAUUCCCGGUGUGGGGAGUUGCUGCCUUUGAUUGUCCCACGGUGACUCAACUUCUAGUGUUAGUGAGCUAGGCACCUGCAUCCACUCAAGGUGCUUAUUGACCCAUCACAAUCUCUUAAGAGGGGCUAUUUCAACUCAGGAGGCAAACAGAGGUGAGAUCUAAAGGUGCAUCUUUUGAUGAGACCAGCAGAGAGCAGCAAACCAUCAUCCGUUCCAAUCAGAUCAGCUUCCUGCACUGAACCAUGGUCUCCGUUUACUUGGAAGCAGGGGUGGGAAGCGUCUGGUAUGAGAUUCUCUCAGCCCUGCCUGUCCCUACAAUCUACCGUGCCUCUGCUUUGGCUUCACUGCAAGGUGCUGGGACAGGGUGAUCAGACUUUUGUAUCUCCAAACCAAGACACUUUUCUUACAAUUGGCACGAGGAGGGUUGGGGAAGGGGAGCUUGGAGGAAGGAUUAGACAAAUUAGAAUGGGGGACAGGGAGAGCACAGAGUUGAAGAGGGUUUUAACAGCUGGGGGAUCUAAUGUCACAAACAGGUGAGAGGAGAUGGCAGAGCUGGGAGGAACCUGUACUAGAAACAAGUUUUCGGCAGAAAAGUUGAACAAGGGCACUUGCUAAAUGCAGCCGCUCUUCAGAGAGAGACUUUUGAGGGGUGGGUUAUCAGCUGAACAAGUCCUCUUCUAGCAGGGAGAAGACUGAACAUUACUGGGCCAGAGGAAGGUACUGUACAAUUUUGCAGUUACCCCUGGCUCCUAUUUGAACCUUUAAAAAAAAAAUUACUGGGAUAUUGCUGGCAUUUCACUGAAUCAGUCUGACCAGAGCGCUUCUAACUAAACUAUUACCUUCUCGGGAAUGCACAGUUGGGAGUAGAUUUUCAGUGUGUAAUUAAAUUUAAAAAUUGCUUACAAGA
Gopherus evgoodei (Goodes thornscrub tortoise) is the source of this 2166-nucleotide messenger RNA. It is a transcript of the gene SIRT4, whose product is annotated as sirtuin 4. Bases 351 to 1304 code for a protein of 317 amino acids. The transcript is spliced from 5 exons. Gene Ontology annotation, molecular function: NAD+ binding; NAD-dependent protein lysine deacetylase activity. NCBI's taxonomy places the organism in Eukaryota, Metazoa, Chordata, Testudines, Testudinidae. The record is from RefSeq and is a predicted model, not a curated record.